This is a messenger RNA of Scomber japonicus (chub mackerel), 1936 nucleotides long. RefSeq names its product prenylcysteine oxidase-like. Gene Ontology annotation, biological process: prenylated protein catabolic process; prenylcysteine catabolic process. Gene Ontology annotation, molecular function: prenylcysteine oxidase activity. NCBI's taxonomy places the organism in Eukaryota, Metazoa, Chordata, Actinopteri, Scombriformes, Scombridae. The transcript has 7 exons. The record is from RefSeq and is a predicted model, not a curated record. Bases 136 to 1641 code for a protein of 501 amino acids.
CAUCACCAUCACCAUGGAGCGGUUCUUUUAGCACACGGAGCUCAUUUAAUACGUUUUCCUACAGCAGCCUGUGAACUGCUGACCCUCCGCCGGACUGCUUCCUCCUCCCGGUCAUCUCUCUGCUCUGUCGCCGCCAUGAUCGGUUGUCUGCUCCCUCUGCUCACCGUCGUGCUGUCCGUCCUGUCAGCUGCAGGAGACCCGGCAGGAUCCGCUCAUGUCGACGGAGCACCGCCUUCUAAAAUAGCGGUGGUGGGGGCGGGGAUAGGAGGCAGCGCCACUGCACAUUUCCUGCGCCAACACUUCGGCCCUGAGGUCCAAGUGGACGUGUUUGAGAAGGGCGAAGUUGGAGGCCGUCUCGCCACUGUAACCGUCAAUCACAAUGACUACGAGUCCGGAGGUUCUAUCAUUCACUCCCUCAACCUCCACAUGCAGGAGUUUGUCAAACAGCUCGGUUUGAAGUAUCGCCGCAGCGUGGCAGGGAAGACGGCGGUGUUUAACAGCGAGGAGGUGAUUCUGGAGGAGACAGACUGGUACCUGCUGGACUUAUUCCGUCUAUGGUGGCGCUAUGGCAUCAGCUUCAUACGCCUGCAGAUGUGGGUGGAGGAAAUCAUGGAGAAAUUCAUGAGGAUCUAUAAAUACCAGGCCCAUGGCUACGCCUUCAGCUCAGUGGAGGAGCUGCUGGACUCUCUUGGGGGGAGUGGCUUUAUCAACAUGACCCGAAGGCCGCUCUCUGAUUCGCUCCUUGAGCUGGGCGUGUCGCAGCGCUUCAUCGACGAGGUCAUCGCGCCCGUCAUGAGGGUCAACUACGGACAGAACGUCAGCAUCCCUGCCUUCGUAGGAGCCGUGUCUUUAGCUGGUGCCCAGAACAACCUGUGGGCGGUGGAAGGAGGCAACAAGCUGGUGUGUUCGGGGCUUCUGAAGAUAGCCAACGCUAACCUGCUGCAAGCACAAGUCAACUCCAUCUCCCCCGUUUACUCUGGGGAGGUGGUCCAGUACCAGCUGAGCUUCACCACAGCAGAGGGAACAGGAUCAGAGCUGUAUGACAUUGUGGUGCUGGCGACGCCACUGCAGGCCAGCGUCAGAUCUGGAGUGGAGUUCCAAGGUUUCACGCCUCCUUUUGACCAGCUCCCCGGCAACUAUCACAGCACUGUAGCAACCAUUGUCCACGGCUACCUCAACACCUCUUUCUUUGGUUUCCCGGACCCCCGUCUGUUCCCCUUUGCCAGUGUCUUGACAACUGAGACGCCAAAUCUGUUCUUCAACAGUGUGGCUAGCGUUUGUCCUGUCAACAUCUCGGUGGGUUUCCGGCGUAAGCAGCCGCAAGAGGCCGGAGUCUAUAAAGUGUUCUCACCUCAACCUCUGGAAAAGGCUCAGCUCAAAACGCUCUUCAGGUCGUACUACUCAGUGCAGGUGACGGAGUGGCAGGCCUACCCUCGUUACGGCAGCAGCCAGGGACUGCCGCCAGUGGAGCUCCACCCAAACCUUUACUACCUCAAUGGCAUCGAGUGGGCUGGGAGCGCCAUGGAGAUGAGCUCAGUGGCUGCCAAGAACAUUGCCCUGAUGGCAUACCACCGCUGGAACAGACAGACAGACAUGGUGGACCAGAAAGAUCUGAUGCACAGGAUCAAGACUGAACUAUGACCUGGUCAACUGAAAGUCAAAACAUGUGAAGUUUGUAGUUUAUACAUCAUCUCAUAGUUGAUGUGGCAGAUCUGAAUUCUUAACUGCACAUCAAAUAUCUCCUGCUGAAUACUUGAGCCAGAAAAUAGCCACAUCCAAGUCAUGUAUUACCUUUGGUGCAUUCAUCGGCAUCUACACAGACUCCAACUGAAGAUAAUCUGAGCCUGCCUUACACUAAACAUGCAUUAAAGAGAAAAAACAAGCGUCAGCAUAAACUAGAACAAUUUGAAUGCACCACUAAAGACACUUAUAGUAA